Ochlerotatus camptorhynchus is the source of this 2230-nucleotide messenger RNA. RefSeq lists its product as uncharacterized. The transcript has 4 exons. The record is from RefSeq and is a predicted model, not a curated record. NCBI's taxonomy places the organism in Eukaryota, Metazoa, Arthropoda, Insecta, Diptera, Culicidae. Bases 1071 to 2015 code for a protein of 314 amino acids.
UCUCGCUGUUCCUAUUAAUACAUAUGUCCUAGCUUCGAUAGAUUCCGUCAAUGUCUUCGGAAGGAAAAUAAUCAUGUUGAUCUUUCCCAUUUCGCACGGAGACAGUCAAGAGGACAUUUAAUUAAAGCUAAUUAAGGACCAUCUUUGAAUAUACGGUCCAGGCUACUAAAUAGGCUGGCAGUGCUCAAUGGCAAAGGAUGCGAACCGCGCCAGUCCAGUCGUUCUGUGUUUGGCUUCGUGAUUUGUGAUAGGAUAGUGGGUGGUCAUUAUUCUCAAAGGGACGUUGGCGGGUUUGUUUGUGCUGGUGAUUAGAGUUGGCUGGCUGUGCAGAUGCUGAUGAAAACAUAUCUCCUCGAUUAUAUUUACGCUGAAGAAUUCAUCACCCCCUACCCCAUGAAGACCGGGUCCAUCGCAGGCUUGUUCGGAUUAUGGAGUGGGUCGUCGUCGUCGUUGGUAGUCUCGAGAGGAAGAAGUGAAUAAAGAAGAGUGGUGCUCUCGGAGAACACAGAAAGAAGUGUAUUAAGCAGCUUUCAACGACAAGGCUCCUUGAAACAAGUCUCCUGCGUUCGGUCUGUUUGUGUGUGAAUAAGGCGAACUUUCCCUUGCAUCAAAGCGGCAGAGACGGAGCGUGGGAGGAGGACAAACCAGGGGAAAUCCGACCCCAACAAGGCCGGAAAGUUUGUGCUCGAAGUUUGCAUGUAUCCGAGUGGUUCGAGUUAGGGACGACGUACCUGCUUCGGAGUGACUUUGGGAAAAGUGAGGGCGGGUUAGGAAUACGAUUUAUUUCAAUACCCCCUCACCUCGCUCAGCACCAUUGUGGUGCCGUGGAUGAAGAAAAAAGUUGAUCAGUCCAAGGCAGCCAAGUGGGCGAAAUGUGGCUUCCGGAAAUUAAAGAACGACAUCGACAGCAGCCUGCUUGAAAUGACUAGCGAGCCAAAUUGAAAGCACACUCUUGAGCUGGACUCUGAAGGCGGCGGGAAGAAGGUGGAUAAAGGAGCGGUGGUGAUUGUGCUCUAUUUUGUGAAAGGAUUUGCUGACAGUUUUGGAGGAGGACCGUGCAGGGAAGAAGAAUGCUGGUGAAAAUUGUCGUGGGAGUUCUCAGCCGGCUACUGAUCCUGACAGGUGUUUUCCCGCUGCACCUGAAGCGCAUCCACAUCCCAGCAUACAAGUUCCGCGGUGAGUCCGCCCUUUUGGAAUGUGAAUACGAGCUUGCUGGUGCCCGGGAUCGGUCCGAGUCCCGUCGCGGAGCGGCGAACUACCCGCGAAAUCGAUACGACAUCUAUGAUUACUACAACGACGGUGGUGAAGGCGAAGGCGAGAAGAUCUACUCGGUCAAGUGGUAUAAGGACAAUGAGGAGUUCUAUCGAUACGUCCCGUCGGCUAACCCUCCGAUCAAGAGCUACAAGAUCGACGGGAUCUGGGUGGAUGCGAUGCACUCGAACCACUCGAAGGUAUUGAUAAAGAGGCUGACGCUCAAGUCAUCGGGAGUGUAUCGGUGCGAGAUUUCCGCAGAGGCUCCGAGCUUCGACUCGGUGCAAGCCGAGGGGCGAAUGGAUGUGAUAUUUAUCCCAAAGGAUGGACCGCAUAUCAGCAGUGACGGCGACCGGCAGUCGUACCACAUGGGCGAAACACUGGAGCUGAACUGCACCUCCGGUAGGUCCUAUCCGGCUUCCACCCUGCAGUGGUACAUCAACGAAAAGCUCGUGACGGAGCCGAGUAUGCUGGUUCCCUUUCCACGCUUCCAAAACCAGUACGGGCUCAUCACCAGCUACCUCGGACUCAGCGUAGUCGUCGGACCCCAUUACUACUUCAACGGUGUGAUGCGGAUCAAGUGCAUGGCCAGUCUGUCGCCGGUGCUGUGGAGCGGAGACCAAGAAAGUAUACUACACUGGGAACAUCCCGCCUUCGACAACCGGGAAGCGAUGCUGCUGGUGAGAAGUCACAGUCGGCAGAUUCGCAGCAGUCAACACGUAGUCAGUACGGUUCUAGCAAUACUUUUGUUGAUAAAUUUGUGAUAAAACAAGAGUCAAUCGAAUUUUCAAAUUCAUGUGGUAGCUAAUUAAGUUUGAAAGAGUGUUUUCGGUUUAGUUACAAAGGAAAGAGUGUAAUCGAUUGUUGCUUCGUAUCAAUUAAAAUUAGAGCAAUUCCCGUAUAAUGUAAAUAGUAGUGCAAUCAAUAGAGAAGAUAAUCUUUGUAAAUAACAAAAAGUGAUCAAAACCGAUUAAAACGA